AAUUAAAAAAUAAAUAAAAAAGAAAGAGAGAGAGAGAGAGAGAGAUGAGUAGAAGAGGAGAGACUGGGAUCGGAAUCGCCGAUCACGAAGCGGAGGGGGCGACGGCGCCUUCUCCGGCGGAGGUGGGGAUGAGGAAGAAGGAGAUCGGUGGGGAGGCGGAGGAGGAGAUGUCGGUGGAAAAGGCGUUCGAAGGGGAGAGAGUGCCGACUUGGAGGGAGCAACUGACGGUGAGGGCGCUGGUGGUGAGCUUCUUCAUGUCGGUGAUGUUCAGCGUGAUUGUCAUGAAGCUGAAUCUCACCACCGGGAUCAUCCCCUCCCUCAACGUCUCGGCUGGUCUUCUCGGCUUCUUCUUCGUCAAGUCCUGGACCAAGCUCCUCGAGAAGAGUGGGUUUCUCAAGCAGCCUUUCACUCGCCAGGAGAACACCGUCAUCCAGACCUGCGUCGUCGCCGCCUACGGCAUCGCCUUCAGCGGUGGGUUUGGAAGCUACAUCUUUGGCAUGAGUGAUAGGGUUGCAAGCCAAACAACCGAGUUAAAUGAUCCACAGAACACAAAAAAUCCUCAAAUAGGAUGGUUAAUUGGGUUUCUGUUUCUCGUAAGCUUCCUUGGGCUCUUCUCUCUGGUCCCCCUAAGAAAGGUCAUGAUUAUAGACUACAAGUUGAUAUAUCCUAGUGGUACAGCUACUGCUCAUCUUAUCAACAGCUUUCACACCCCAGAAGGAGCCAAGCUAGCAAAGAAACAAGUGAAGGCCCUGGGCAAGUUUUUUGUCGGAAGUUUCUUGUGGGGAUUUUUCCAAUGGUUCUACACAGCUGGUGAUGACUGUGGAUUCCAAUCCUUCCCUUCCUUAGGUCUUAAAGCUUACAAAAACAAGUUUUUCUUUGACUUUUCUGCAACUUAUGUUGGUGUUGGAAUGAUUUGUCCAUACAUUGUCAAUAUAUCUAUCCUUCUGGGAGGAAUUCUGUCGUGGGGGGUAAUGUGGCCUCUGAUAGGUGAUAAAAAGGGGAGCUGGUACCCUGCAACGCUCAUAGAUAGCAAUCUCCAUGGUUUACAAGGUUACAGAGUUUUCAUUUCCAUUGCUUUGAUCCUUGGUGAUGGUCUCUACAACUUUGUCAAAGUUCUAUGCCGAACAAUCCCUGUUAUCAUUGCCAAUGCUAGGAAAGGCCCUGCAACAACACUACCAAUUUCAGAAAAUGGCACCCCAACUACUACCGACGCAGUUGGUACCUUUGAUGAACAACGACGGAUUGAAAUGUUCCUCCGGGGCCAGAUACCAAAGAAGGUUGCAUUUGUAGGCUAUGUUGCCGCUGCGUUCAUUGCCAUCUUCACCCUCCCUCACAUCUUCCCACCACUCAAAUGGUACUACAUCGUAGUAGUCUACAUUUUAGCACCAGCACUUGCUUUCUGCAAUGCUUACGGUUGUGGUCUCACCGACUGGUCCCUCGCCUCCACCUAUGGCAAGCUUGCCAUCUUCACCAUUGGCGCAUGGGUGGGUGCCUCUCAUGGAGGUGUCCUUGCCGGCCUUGCAGCCUGCGGAGUAAUGAUGAGCAUUGUAUCAACUGCUUCUGAUCUCAUGCAGGAUUUCAAGACCGGUUAUCUCACUUUAGCUUCUCCAAGGUCCAUGUUUAUCAGCCAAGUGAUUGGCACUGCCAUGGGAUGCAUUAUCUCUCCUUGUGUCUUCUGGCUCUUCUACAAAGCUUUUAAGGACCUCGGCGAGACUGGAAGCCAGUACCCUGCUCCAUUCGGUGUUGUUUAUCGUAACAUGGCCAUACUUGGUGUUGAUGGCUUUGGCUCACUGCCCAAGCACUGCCUCACUCUUUGCUAUGUCUUCUUUGCCGCUGCCAUUGUCAUAUGCUUGAUCAGAGAUUUUGUGCCAAAGAAGUUUGCUGGUUAUAUUCCACUUCCAAUGGCAAUGGCCAUUCCAUUCUACCUUGGUCCAUACUUUGCCAUUGACAUGUGUGUCGGAAGCUUCAUACUCUUCGUCUGGGAGCUUGUGGAUAAGAAGAAAGCCGAUGCCUUUGGAUCUGCCGUCGCAUCUGGUCUAAUUUGCGGCGAUGGAAUUUGGGUUCUUCCUCAGUCUAUCCUUGCUCUGGCAGGAGUGCAGCCACCAAUUUGCAUGAAGUUUUUGGGCAGGAAGAUGAAUGAUAAGGUUGAUACUUACAUUGCAGGUCUGUCCUAAUAUUAUUAAUCCACAAUGACAGCAACCACAAUGAUCUCUUUGUGAAGAAAGAAAGGAAUGGAUUGUGGGUGUAUAAGUAUUUUUUAAGUGAUUAGUUUGAGUGUGGUUUAUGUUGGAUGAUUUGUUUCAGUUUCAAGCUUGCUUGCGUUCAGAUGCUUCUUGAUUAAGAUGUACAUAAGCUUUAACUUAUUGGAAAAAUAAGUCAUUUAGUUUAA
Messenger RNA from Dioscorea cayenensis subsp. rotundata (Guinea yam), 2389 nucleotides. RefSeq names its product probable metal-nicotianamine transporter YSL12. The record is from RefSeq and is a predicted model, not a curated record. The coding region runs from base 45 to 2174 and encodes 709 amino acids. Gene Ontology annotation, molecular function: oligopeptide transmembrane transporter activity. Gene Ontology annotation, cellular component: membrane. Lineage: Eukaryota; Viridiplantae; Streptophyta; Magnoliopsida; Dioscoreales; Dioscoreaceae. The transcript has 6 exons.